This is a messenger RNA of Dromiciops gliroides (monito del monte), 2545 nucleotides long. RefSeq names its product A-kinase anchoring protein 8 (gene AKAP8). Lineage: Eukaryota; Metazoa; Chordata; Mammalia; Microbiotheria; Microbiotheriidae. Gene Ontology annotation, molecular function: protein kinase A regulatory subunit binding; DNA binding. The record is from RefSeq and is a predicted model, not a curated record. Gene Ontology annotation, cellular component: nucleus; nuclear matrix.
AUGUCUAGCGGCCUCAGCGGCCCCUCUGUCCUCGCCGGGGACUCAAAUGGACGCCUCCCCUUUCUGGAGGCGACACAAAUGGCGGCUGCCGAAGGCCCCUCCUUCGAGGCGGGACUCCGCCCCCUUCUCGAGUCUCCUUCCCGCCUAUUGUUUUUUUCCAAGUUUCUGGAUGAGAAAAGGACAGAGAUUAAAACCCGUGCCAUGGUCAGCAGGCUAGUAAGCGUUUUAGGUUAUGGGGCUUGGAGCACUGGAGCUCCUAACACUCAGGGUGCAUAUGGGACCAGUGCAGCCAACUGGCAAGGCUAUGAAGGUUACAAUUAUUAUGGUGCCCAGAACACUGGUGUUACUCCUGGGGCUACAUAUAACUACAGCACAGCCUCCUGGGAGGCUCCCAAGACAGACGGUACAAGCCUUGGAGAUGGGAGUGCUACCAUGCAGAUUGCCACCUAUGGGACAGAGACUAUCACUGAUAAUUCUGAUUCUCUCAUUGCCAAGAUCAACCAACGCUUGGACAUGAUGUCGAAGGAAGGAAGCAGGGGCGGGGCCGGCGGCAGUGGGGAGGGCAUGGAAGACCAGGAGAGUUCUUUCAGAUUUGAGUCUUUCGACUCCUACACUCCAGGGCUCCCAAUGACUGAUCACAAUCUCUACCGCUCAAGCUACAAUUAUGACUAUGACCUAGGCUCUGAUCAGAGUGAUGGCUUUGAAGUCAGUAUGAUGACCACCAAGACCUGUCUCACAAGCCGAGCGUCUCUUUAUGGGCAUUGUUCAGGAAAGUGUCAGAAUCAGUUCCGGGAUCGGGGUCAUCCCAACACUUAUAUGCGCAAUGAUCACUUCAUGCCACCUCAAGCACAGAGCGUUUUGUCUGCUCGCUGGAAUGAGUUGAACUAUAUGGGUGGAAGGGGAAUGGGAGGACCCUGCCCAACAGUGCCUUCUCUGUUCUCACAAGCUGUGGUCCCUGAUUAUGGCAUGAUGGGCAUGCAAGGAAUGAACAGGUUUGGCAAUACUUAUGGAUGUGGCAGGUCACGGAACAGAAUGAGAGACCGGUCCAGAAGAAGGGGGUUUAAUCACUCUGGACAAGAUGGCAUAAGCAAAAAACGUAAGCAGUCCCAAAGUGGUGAAGAGCCAGACUACAAGCAGGCCCGAACAGAUAGUGAAGGAGAUGAUUCAGAUAAUGAUGGUGGAGAUGGUGAUUACCAGUUGGAAGAUGAAGGCAACAGGGGUGAUGAGGAAUUGGAUGAAGAAGGAAGGAGGAGAGGGGAUAAGGGUGAUGAAGAUGAUGAAGUAAAAAAGAAGAGAGAGAAACAGCGAAGAAGGGACAGAAUGCGGGACCGAACAGCAGACAGGAUUCAAUUUGCCUGUUCCAUAUGCAAGUUUCGUAGUUUUAAAGAUGAAGAAAUCCAUAAGCACCUACAGAGCAAGUUCCAUAAAGACACACUGCGCUUCAUUGGUACUAAGCUACCUGACAAGACAGUGGCGUUCUUACAGGAAUACAUUGUGAACAGGAAUAAGAAAAUAGAGAAGCGUCGUCAGGAGCUGACUGAGAAGGAAAGUGUAAAGCAGAAACCAGACCCUUUCAAAGGAAUUGGCCAGGAACACUUUUUUAAAAGGAUUGAAGCUGCGCAUUGUAUGGCUUGUGACAUGUUAAUUCCUGCCCAGUACCAUCUUCUUCAGCGGCACCUUUAUUCUGCUGACCACAAUCACAACCGCCGUCUUGCUGCUGAACAAUUCAAGAAGACAAGCUUACAUGUGGCUAAGAGUGUCUUGAACAACAGACAUAUAGUGAAAAUGCUUGAAAAAUACCUCAAGGGUGAAGAUCCCUUCACAGAUGAAAUAGUGGAUCCAGAUGUUGAAGGAGAUGAAGACAAAGAGGAAACUGCUGAAGAGGUCGUUACAGCAGUGUUAGCAGAGGUCAUUGCUGCAGCCGUCAGGGCAGUUGAUGGAGAAGAAGCCAUACCACCACAAGAGAACAGUGAAGUAAGGACCGAAGGACAAAGCAUUGUUGAUACUGAUGAUGCUAGAAAUGGUGAUAUUUCCAUCCAGCCAUUGGAAGAAGAAAUAGUAAGCAAACCAACAUGUGAGAAUGGGAAUACAUGUAUCGGAACCAGCAGUGACGACAGCCAGAGCAGAGAGCUAGACCCAGAUGGGGAUGGCAUGGGAUCUGUCAAUGCUCUUGAAAAAGAAGCAGAAUCAGAAGAUGAGAUUGUGGUAGAAUAAGGUUGUUGGGUGGUUGUUUUUUUCUGUGAAGGUGAUUUAUUGGGCCUGACUAUAGAAUCCAUGGAUGUGUUUUCUUUGGAUGCAACACUCAAGUACGUUGCUGGAAGACAUUAUGGGAUUUCAGCGAAGGAACCCAUCAGGGGCUGUUUCACUGGUGUAUUCUGUAGAUUUGCUUAGUAAUGCUAUGCUUUCUACAUCCUUUUGUUUUAGGUUGAAGAUUGCACAAAGUUGCACAUUUCUUAAGAAAUAAUAAAACUAUAGUUCUCCUUUUGACCUUCAAUUGAAGAGCAUCAUUUGCAAAUAAAACUUGAUAGUUUCAUCACUAAAUAUA